Lolium perenne is the source of this 1269-nucleotide messenger RNA. RefSeq names its product probable F-box protein At4g22030. Lineage: Eukaryota; Viridiplantae; Streptophyta; Magnoliopsida; Poales; Poaceae. The record is from RefSeq and is a predicted model, not a curated record.
AUGGCGGCACUCCAGGCCCAGCGCCUCUUCUUGGUCCCGUCUACCUCCACUCCUUCUACUUCUACAGCGCGGCCACGGCCACGGCCACGGCGGAGCAGCGUCGCUGCCUGCCGCGCCGCCCUGCACGUGCCUUCGGGUAUUCACGCCGCGCAGGAGAACCUCACCUUCCAGCUCGACUGGAUCGAGACGCCGCGCGUGCCGGCCUCCCCUUCGUCUGAGGUGUCGCUGGAGAAGCUCCGCGCGAUCGCGGAUGCCGCGGCGGACCGCGCCGAGAUGCACGACAUCAUCGGCAGGCAGCGCGACAACUGGAACCACCUGCUGCUCCACUCCACCAACUCACUCACGCUCGCCGCCUCCGCCAUGGCCGCGCUCGCUCCCGCCGCGCCGACCAUGGUCGCGCUCAAGGCCUCCGCCGGCGUCCUCCUGGCCACCGCCGCCGUCACCAUGGCUGCAGUCAACAAGAUCCAGCCUUCGCAGCUCGCCGAGGAGCAGCGCAACGCCACGAGGCUCUGGAAGGAGCUCGAGCGGGAAGUACGCGGCAUGCUCGCGCUUGGCGCUCCGAUUGCCAAGGCCGACGUCAAGGAGGCCAUGGACCGGGUCCUCGCCCUCGACGCCGCCUACCCGCUGCCGCUGCUCCCUGGCAUGCUCGAGAAGUUCCCCAAGGCCGUCGAGCCCGCGCGCUGGUGGCCGACCCGUCGCCCCGCGCAGCCCAAGAAGUCCAAGAGCUUCGGCCGUCGCGGCGCUGCGGCUGUCGCUUCCGGCAACGGAUGGACCCAAGAUCUCGAGGACGACAUGCGAGGCCUCCUCCGGGUCAUCAAGGCCAAGGACGAGAACGAGUUCUUGACUGUCGGCAAGCUGGUGCUGAACCUCAACAAGGGCCUCGCUGUGGCCGGCCCGGCUCUGGCCGGCACUGCCGCGCUCGCCUCGGUGUUCAUCGGCUCCGGCGAGGCCGGUACGUGGGCGUCGGGGGCGGCCGUCCUCGGCGGCGCGCUAGCCGCAGCUGUCAACACGGUGGAGCACGGCGGGCAGAUGGGCAUGCUCUUCGAGCUGCUCCGCAACUGCGCCGGAUUCUACCGCAAGAUCCACGAGGACAUCGAGGCCAACCUCGCCGAACCAGACGUUGACCGGAGGGAGGGCGGCGAGUUGUUCGCAACAAAGGUUGCGCUCAAGCUCGGCCGGAGCCUGUCGGACCUCAAGCAGUUCAGGGAAAUGGCCUCGCCGUCCGUCAGGGACGAGGACAUCAAAGAGUUCGCCGGGAAACUCUUCUAA